GCUUUAGACGCCUGUGAAGUGUGAACACGACGGCAUGGAGUCCAGACAGUGAAGUGUUUGUUUAUUGUUGUGCGGCAGUGUUGUGGUGUGACGGUGAAGUGGCAGGUGCCCUGUAAUCUCAAUUCUUCAGGAAGCAGUGUGAAUGAUAUGAAAUGAAAUGGAGAGAGGAAAAGGAUCACAAGGACGAGGUGGUAAGGGGAAAACACCACAAUAUCCAGCAGAUUUAUUUGCUCUUGGUGCAAAAUCUGGACGUGUUGAAACAGCCGAAGGAAAACGAACUGGCAUUGUUCACGGCAAAGCAUCGACUAGUCAUAGUUUAGCGGCAACUGAUCGAAAACGUGAUGCUGCUGGCAGUAUACUUUCAUCUUUGCCACCAUCGAAAAAGGCCAAAGUUGUGGGAGCUACAUCACUGUUGCCAGCUCGUACUGGAGCAACUGCUGUCGCUUCUACAGCGGUUGGUGUCAGCAGUGCAAGUGGAACUGGACCCGGAGCUGGAGGGGAAGCAUGGGAGAAACUGGCUAUAGACUGUGAUACAAGUGACUUACCUGCCGCUGUCCUAGAUGCAAAUAACAUUGGAGACACAGAGCGCUGUACUGGUUUAUUGUGUGGAGCAUUGAGAACUCUGCGGAAUAGUAGAUGGAAGCCUGACUCCCUCUUGUGUACAGCACUUCUGUAUCUUGGAAGUGUGAAGCAUAGUGUAUUCUCCAGUGAGCCAGUAACCAGUGCUCUCUGCAGUGUGAUGCGUCGAGAUUCGUCCCCGCAUUCAUUCAAGUCGAAGGGUCCUUCAACAGCUUAUGUCACAGCUGCUGCCCUUCUACAGCGGGUAUUUGAUGACAAAAAGGAAUGGCCUGAGAGUUUUGUAAAGUUAUGGGUUGACGAUUCACUUGGUGAUCGUAUGUGGGUGGAUCAGGAGGACAUACAGUUCUUUGUGAGUAAUGUGACAACUUCAGUAGGAACCCGUCCACUUCCUCCACGGCCAUCUGACCCUCUGGUAGCAGCUGGCUUGCUGCGUUCUGAGUCCUGCCCAUCUCCAUCUGUAGUGACACCCACUGGUCCUGGUGAUGAUGAUGAACAAUCAGUUACUGGAGCUAAUGAUGGCACAGUUUGCUCUAUCAAUACAGAGUUACUUGGCAACAUGGAAUACACCAUAUGCAAUCGCUAUGCCUCAUCCCAAGAAGCUGUAGAACAGAUAGUAAUGGAAGCUGUGCGAGAACAGCUGAACCGCCGACAGCCACCAGACAAUAUAACACGUAAUUUUCUGCGGUUCCUCACUGCAUGUGCGGGCCUUGUAGAGGUUCGUGUAACUGCAGCUCCCAGACUAGAAAUGUGGCUUCAGAACCCAAAGCUUCUGCAAGCUGCCAAAGAUCUUCUAAUGGCUAUCUGCAUUAACUGCACCACUCACACGCAGCGAGAUGUGGAAGUAAUAAGUCAUCUUGUUAAAAUACGCAUAAAACCAAAGGCACUGAGCAAUCUAUAUCUGGCUUCUAUAAGAGAGUUAAUUAAUGCACAUCCGGAAAAUUUGGCAACAGUUUUGAAGCAUACAAUUUACAAUGAACUGUCAACAGCUCGCAACCCGAAUAACAUGGCUAUGCUGUCUGUGAUGUUCCAGGCAGCACCAGAAAAGGCUGCUGUACUGCUUGCUGAUAUUUUCCAGGAUCUGCUAAUGAAUAAAGAUGACUACCUGCGCCCACUGCGGGCAUUGCUGAGGGAAAUGGUACGAGUUAUACGCCAUGAAAUCAAUUUGUCUGCUCUUUGUCGUGGGCUAAUGGCUGAUCGAAAAGAAAAUACACAGGCCUUUCGUGAAUUUGAACAUAAGGAGCGGAUGUUUGUCUCAGUGGCUGAUCUGAUUACACUUUGCAUCUUUCUGGCAAUCUCACCUGCAGUUAAGGAAGCUGCAUCACUUCUUGCAAGAGGAGACAAGCGUGAGAUACAAGUACUACACAACUUCCAGUCUCUUGUUGCCAAGAUCCAGCGUGAUGCUGUUUGGUGGCUGCACGACACAGCAAUUAAAAUGUAUCAUCCUACUCCCCAAGAUUUUGUACAUGUUCUCCAUAAGGUUCUUUUUAUGGAACAUCAGGAACACUAUUACAACAAGGAUAUGUGGCCUCCAGAGAAUGAGCGAAGUCUGAUGUUCAGGUUAGCCUCUGAGGUGCCUGUUUUAGACAACACCUUAAUCAAUAUAUUCCUCAUUGGACUUUCAAAGGAACAUCAUCUAUCUCCACCUGACACAUUGGAACUAGCUGAUCAACUGAUAAAGAGGGCUGCUGCACUACCAAGUGAGAUGAUGUCAAUGCUGGAGGCAAACAAAUUAGAGAUAAUAGAUUUGCUGUUCAAUCUUACUGCAUAUCAUCAUCCAGACAACAUCAACUUGCCCUCAGGGUAUCAACCACCACAGCUGGCGAUAACAUUGUCGUACUGGAAGGCAUGGGUAAUGCUGCUUAUUCUCUCAGCUCACAACCCCUCCAGAUUUGGCUCCAUUGGUUGGGAGAAAUAUCCAACAUUGCGUGCUUUCAUGGAGAUGUGCAUUACAAACCACUUUCAGUAUCCACCACCCACAAUGUCGUCUGGUGAACUACUGGAUGAGACCAAAACAAAAGAACUGCAGAUAGCUGCUGUAGAGAAACAACAGAUCCUUGAAUUUGAAUCCUAUUUAGCAGCAGCCUCCACAAAGCAAACCAUAACAGAACAAACCAGUUUACUUCUACCACAGUUGAUUACAAUGGAUCCAACAGGACCUCCUCGCAAGCCACCCCAAGCAACACUGGAUUCACUACGCAUGCUUAAUAGUACUCACCGUAUGGGUCAUUUACUUUGCCGUAGUCGCCAGCCAGACUUUCUUCUAGAUAUUAUCCAGAGACAAGGGGCCUCACAAUCCAUGCCAUGGCUUGCAGACCUUGUUGAAAGUUCAGAAGGGGCUUUAAGCCACCUUCCAGUGCAGUGCCUUUGUGAAUUUCUGCUGAGUUCUGGUACCUUGCAGCAACCUGAAAAGCAGCAAAAGCAACAGCAGCUACUGCAGCAUCUACAGGCUCUGCUUACAGAGCCAGAACAGGAGCCCCAAGUGGCAUGUGAAGUGCUUGAAUACUUUCUCAGGAGGCUGAGUGCUGUCCAGGCAGCGAGCAGAGUUCAGGCUGUGAAGGGCCUGAAGCUUAUAUUGUCAUCUGUCACUGUGGAUGAAGAUAUAAUGGAAGUGGACAACCAGACAGACAUGAAUCCAGAGAAUUGGUGGCUGUCUCGUCAGCUUCCACAGUUGCCACAUUUCCAGGCAGUAAGAGGACAAGUGAUUCAGGCAUUGCGACAGGCGUGCCAGGUAGAGAGUGAACCAGCUCUUGUAAGCAGUUAUAUAUGCUUCCUGGCUGCACAUGCUGCUAAUGAUCCAUUGCCUGAAAUGGCUGAGCUUGUGGUGGAUAUGGCACAGCUUAUUGUAGAGAGAAGUUCAAUUAUGGCUGCCAUACUGCCUUCUCCAAACUGUGAACUGGCAGGUGCAGAACACACACAACACGCUCUUAUGCUGAUGUUCUUCCAGUAUUUGCAAAAGGCACGAGAGCCUCGCAGAGAAGCCUAUCAGUGGUCAGAGAGUCAGGAUCAGAUUCUUAUAACCUGGAGCACAGGUGAAGAGUCAACAAUGCAUAUCCUUGUUGUUCAUGCAAUUAUCAUCUUGCUUAACUAUGGACCUGGCCUAGAUAGGGGUAUAUUUGAAUGUAUGCUGGAGAUUUGGUUUCCUGUUGAGGGUGAGCCACCUAAAGCGUAUCUUGUGGACACUUCUGAAGAAGCAUUGUUAAUUCCUGACUGGCUCAAAUUGCGUAUGAUCCGUUCUGAUGUUGACAGACUUGUUGAUGCUGCUCUGACUGAUCUUGAACCAUCUCAGCUUGUACUAUUUAUCCAGUCAUUUGGAAUUCCUGUUAAGUCAAUGAGCAAACUGCUCAAUAAAUUGGACUUGGCAGUGGCAGUGGAUCCUGCUCAAGUGGCUGAAGCUGUGCUGGACAAAAGCUACAUGGCUCAGCUGGUGGAAGUGCAGCACAGGCGGGGUGCUCACGGAGGGCACAUACUGGUGCAAGUGCUUCAUCUAGAGCAGCCCUCAUUUCCAGCAGAGAGUCCUGUGGCCAGUUCUGCUCCUGCAAGAUUGCCAUUGGAACUAGGUAGUGAGCUACAUGCCAUGAGAAGUUCCAGUAAUGUGCCUGUUACUGCCGUGCCUGAAACUCUUAUACAGAUCUUCAAGGUCAAGCAGGAGACUGAUGCAGCAGCAGUGGCUGCGAAAGAAAACCUCUUCAGGACUUUUCAAAAGACACUGACUAUGGAAAUGCAAAGUGGUAACACAGUUGUCAUGCAGGCAUCAAUAAAAUUUCUGCAUGAUGUGAUGCUUUCGCCGAUGGGAAAUGAUUGGGUAACUGUGAUGGUAAAAGUUCCACAGUAUGCAAACCCGUUACUUCGGCUUGUAACAGCUGCUGCUAAUAAGUUAAGUGCCACAUGUGUGAAACAGCUGACAGUAAUAUGUCAAAAAAUUUCUGAUGGCCUUUAUACUGACAAGUGUCCAUUAGCCACAAUUACAAAACAGUUUCUGCAUAAACAUACAAUGCCUGAGAAAAAAGCUAUGCCAUUGAAAAAGCUGGAGCUAUCAAAGAGUCCUAUGGAAGUGUUACAGCAGACACCAAUAGCACAAUUGGAACGUGUUGGUCGUCAGUUACUGGAUGAGCGCUUGCAGCAGCGUCACACUGGUGAGCUGGUUGAAGCCAUGUCUCAGUUGGUGGUGUCAGAUACGAGACCCCACUGUCGUGGGAUGCUUGUCGACUGGUUAGCAGCUGUUGAGCCUGAAGUUAUUGGCUCCUGUCCUCAGUUACAGAUGCAGCUGUUAUUUUCAAAGACAGAAUGUGGCAAUAGUGGAGUCACACAAACUUGCCGCCCAUAUCUUCUGACACUACUAGCCCAUCGAGCUUCUUGGUCGACUCUGUUCCAUUGUGUUCAGAGACUGCUGAAUAAGUUUGAAAUGAGGUAUCAUCCUACAGCUGUUCUGGAUUUCAUGUGGGCACUCACUUGCAACCCCAAACUUUGGCAAGGACGCGAAAAGUUCACACCGAAGCAUUACUCUCAGGAAGAUGUUCUCAACCUUACACGAGAACAGUUAUUGGUGUUGGUGGAGUAUAUUGUGGAAGAAGCAGUGAUGACGUCUGGCAUUGGCGAAUAUCAAGAUAAAAUGGAACUGCGACUACCACUGAUGUUACAGUGCUUGUCUCAGCAUGAGGAUCGAGCACUUGUUGCUCAGCAUUUAAUUACAGUAGCUGCUGCAAAGAAUGGUGUAAGAUCUGAAGUUGCCCAAAAAUUAUUGCUGCAACUAUAUCUGCGCAUUCCAAGUGUUAUACAUUACUUCAAGGAUGAUGAACGGGAACCAUUUCUUGAAAAUGCUUCUGUGUCAGACUGGACUAGCAGCACUCUAGAUUCAAUGUCGCACACAGUAUUGACUGCUCUGACAGCUUCCCAUCAAGGCAAAGACUGGGCGCGGCGUUCCCAGGAAUAUGAGCUCUCUGCUCGUAAGAUGGCGUCUGUGCACCCUGUCUUAGUCCUCAGACAAUUGCCAAUGCUUGCAGCUGCACUGUGUGGACGUGUCCAUCUCGAGUUUCCAGUUUUCCGUUCUCGAAAUCAUCUCAACUUGUUCACUCAGGUUUUAGGUUUACUUGAGCUUCUGCAACCACACCUUUUCAAGCCUGAGCAUGCCCGUGGACUGGAAGAUAUAUUAAUGUCAUACUUCGCCCUCUUUAAGUACCAUGGUCACAUGAAAGACUUGGUUGCACUUUUGAAUAGAUUUGUGGCACUGCUUCAAAAUUUCAUCUCCCAUGAUGCUCAUCGUGCCCUGAAGUAUUUGCAGAAGCAUGUCAGCACACUAAUAGACCUACAGGUGUCACACAACAAUCUGAGCAGCCUGCGCUCGCUGAUUUCUAGUAUAGGCCGCCCACGAUCUGGAGAUGAUGAUUGUGGCGAAAUAGUUUUAGCUGUCGGUGCACCACCUCCACCUGCAGAAGCAACACCUAACUGGGGACCACUUCUCGCUACACUCCGCAAACUUCAAGGAGAAGAUGUGAUGCAAGCCCUUCAGGACUUGGAUCACUUGUCAGCUCGCAAACCAGCUCUUUUGGACACAUUUGGAGAUGCAGUAGCAGCUCUCUUGCUGUCUCCAUCAUCAGGAGUUAGAUCUCUGGCACAUGUAUUGCUAACACGACAAUUGCGGCACUCCCCACAGCAAUCGACUUGUGCCAGUCUUCUUCCUGCAUAUUUCCGUUGCCUCGACAGCCCUCAGCCAGAGAUUGUUGUAUCUGCACUUGAUCAUUUGCCAGAGGUAGUCCUUUGUGCACAAGAGCAUGCACUGUCUCUUCUCCACAAGGUUUUUGAAUUGGGAAUGUCAUCAAAUGUGAACACAGUACCCCACAUCAGCAAAACAAUUGCAUUACUUAAUGUUCAGACUGGUUGUUAAGACUUACAUGCAGACAACUGCAGAAGAGAGACAACUUUUCUUGUAAACUACUUGUGUAAAAAUAAUUUCUGUAUGAUAUUAUGCUAUAAAAGAUGCAUUUCCUGCUGUACAAAAGUA
Molecule: messenger RNA, 6577 nt
Organism: Schistocerca nitens (vagrant locust)
Lineage: Eukaryota; Metazoa; Arthropoda; Insecta; Orthoptera; Acrididae
Gene: IntS1
Product: integrator complex subunit 1
Exons: 37
Coding region: 158-6460 (2100 amino acids)
Biological process (GO): U2 snRNA 3'-end processing
Cellular component (GO): integrator complex
Source: RefSeq, a predicted model, not a curated record